This is a messenger RNA of Trypanosoma conorhini, 2142 nucleotides long. RefSeq names its product hypoxia up-regulated 1. Gene Ontology annotation, cellular component: endoplasmic reticulum chaperone complex. The transcript has a single exon. Bases 1 to 2142 code for a protein of 713 amino acids. The record is from RefSeq and is a predicted model, not a curated record. Gene Ontology annotation, biological process: negative regulation of hypoxia-induced intrinsic apoptotic signaling pathway; cellular response to hypoxia; endoplasmic reticulum unfolded protein response. Gene Ontology annotation, molecular function: ATP binding; ATP-dependent protein folding chaperone. NCBI's taxonomy places the organism in Eukaryota, Euglenozoa, Kinetoplastea, Trypanosomatida, Trypanosomatidae.
AUGCGACUCAUCACUCUUGUUGUUCUGACUCUUUUAUCGAGUUACGGAGUUUCCGCAAAUGUUCUGGGCAUUGACUUUGGGUCCGACUACAUUGAGGUUGCAGGACCCCACAACGGUAACAAUGUUGAUAUUGUGCUCAACGAGCAAUCCCAUCGGAAAACGGACAACUACAUCGGAUUCAAAAAUGGAGAACGAUAUAUUGGAGACCAGGCGAAGGCAUUGGCAGCUCGUUUUCCUUUAAAUAUGGUGACGAUGAUUAAUCGGAUGAUAGGGAUUUCAUAUAAUUCUACUGAAUUUUCUGAUUUCAGGAAUUUAAACUUUGAGUUUGAAACUCGCCCCGAAGAGAGAAACACGGUUGGGUUUUCUUUUCCUCAAGACGGAAGUUACACUGUGGAGGAACUAUAUGCCAUGAUGCUUCGCUACUGCCAAAGUAUUUCAGAAAAAGACGGCGUAGUGGAUCCCAAAAGUGUCGUUAUUACAAUACCAUUUCACUCUUCGCUGGGGCGGCGACAGGCUAUAUUGGAAGCAGCACGUCUAGUUGGAGCAGAUGUUUUGGGUUUAAUGCAUAGUACUACAGCAGCUGCCUUAUAUUAUGGUAUCCGAAGACGAGGUUUGGGAAACAAAACUAUAAACCUACUGGUGUAUGAUAUUGGAAGCACUCAUACUGAAGUUGGUAUUUAUAAAUUUUCUCCCCCAGUUGCGCAGCCUGGAAAGAAAAUUAGAAAUGCCGACAGUUUUGGUACUUUAACGACAAUGGCUGUGGUGGACGAUACAAUGUUGGGUGGUAGGGCAUUUGAUUUAUGUAUUGCCAAGAUGCUUGAAGUUGAGGCGAUGAACAAAAUGAAGAUUCCCAAAGUUAUUGGUGGAAAAUCAAUCCCAGAGCGAAAAUCGCAAUUCUCUCUCCUUCGUGCAGCAAAAAAAGCUCGAGAGAUACUCUCUGCAAACAGCAAGACCCCAGUUACUGUUGAAGGUAUAGUUCCGGACAGAAAUUUUAAUACACAAAUAUCGAGAAAGGAUCUGGAGGUGAAAUGUGCUUAUUUAUUUGAACGAGUUCCUAAAGUCGUGGAAGAAGCUUUGUCUAAGUCUGGAUUGUCUUUGAAAGAGAUUGAUGCGUUUGAGAUGAUGGGUGGUACCUCUCGGACUCCAAAAAUUAUAUCCGAUCUUUCGGCCAUGUUGGGUCGAGAAGUGGAUCGAACAUUGAAUUCGGAUGAAGCAGCUGCUCUAGGUGCUGCCUAUUAUGCUCUCCGGUUAUCCUCCUUUUAUCGUGUUCGGUCUUUUCGAGUAGAGGAGCAUAUACCAUUUGUUUUCUCCUUUUGCGUCACACCUUUUCUGAAAACUUCUUCCCCAUCACCGCGCUUGCUUGUUGAAAAUCCAGCUUUGGGUAUGCGGCGAAGUAUAACUCUUAAUAGAACGGAAGAUUUUGCAAUUGAGCUUUUUGAGUCCAACACUAUCGUUGGGAAGAUUACUGUAAUCGGUGUGAAAGCGGCACUGGAACAAUUGGGAUAUUUCACACCAACUAUUCUACAUCCUAACAAUACCCAUGUUGUUCGGGUUCAAUUGCGUCUGAAUGAUUCUGGUCUUUUUGAGGUUGAGGAGGCAGAUGCCAUUUACCGCUAUGCUGCAAAUGUCUCUAGAAAAAUUAAGAUAAAUGCAACGUCAAAUGAUACAGAUAACACAAACACUUCAUACCAAAAAGUAUACAGUAUUAUUAUGAAGCGAAAAUCAUUGCCCAUUUCAACAGCUGUGAGUUUUACAAACCCUUCACCGUUAUCGCUGGAGGCUUUCCAGCAUUCAAGGGAAAAGAUAAGCCUGAUACUUGAAAAGGAACAAAUGAAACAUGAAGCGGCCGUAGCGAAAAAUAAUUUGGAGGCCUAUGUUUUUUGGGCUAAAAGUGAGGGUAUUUUGGGAAACUCAACUGCGUUAGGUCUGCUGAGUGCGGAGGAAGCUGAAGUGUUGAGGGCGAAGUUGUCUGAGGUGCAGGAAUGGAUUGAGGAUGGAAUCUGUAGUUAUGAGGCCUGCAGUAAAGACGAAUUUGAAAAAAAACUGCAAGAAAUUAAACAACUUGUGGCCCAGAAACGGCAGUCCUCCGCCGAAGCUGAGCCUUUGAAGGAAGCUACUGGCGAUGAUCGAGGCGACCUUUAA